Thlaspi arvense is the source of this 2792-nucleotide messenger RNA. Lineage: Eukaryota; Viridiplantae; Streptophyta; Magnoliopsida; Brassicales; Brassicaceae. The record is from the annotation of a GenBank genome assembly.
AUGGAAGUUCUCUUCUUCUUCACUUUAUCUUUUUACACUUUUGUUCUUCGUGGAGACAGCAUCACUUCCGCAGGAAACUUGUCCCUGAGAAACAGAGUCCGAAACAGAGACAAAAGCUCUGUUCUUCUUGUUGAUGUCCGUAGCUUUGGUGCUCGAGCUAAUGACCACAGAGAUCACACCAAGGCCUUUGUAGCAGCAUGGGACGAGGCAUGUAAAUCAUCUUCACGCUCUGUAGAUCUUAUAAUCCCAAGAGGUGAGUUCUAUGUUGGUCCUCUCAAAUUCUCUGGUCCUUGCACUAACGUAUCCAAACUCACUGUCCGAGUUAAGGGUCAUCUCAAGGCAUCAACUGAUCUGUCAAAGUACAGAUCAGGCGGUGGUUGGAUUGAGUUUGGAUGGAUUAACGGUUUAAUUCUUACCGGAGGUGGAACAUUUGACGGUCAAGGCGCCUUAGCUUGGCCGUUUAAUAACUGUACUACUGAUUCUAACUGCAAACUCCUCCCAACAAGCUUGAAGUUUGUGGGGAUGAACAGAACAGUUGUAAGAAGGAUAAGCUCAGUGAACAGCAAGUUCUUUCACAUGGCAUUAGUUGAGUGCAGAAACUUCAAAGGCACAAGACUCAACAUCACUGCUCCUUUUGAUAGUCCUAACACUGAUGGUAUCCACAUUGAGCGCAGCUCAAAUGUCUAUUUCUCGCGUUCGCAUAUCGCAACUGGAGAUGAUUGCGUCUCUAUAGGACAAGGAAACUCUCAGAUCACAAUCACCAGUAUCAAAUGUGGACCAGGGCAUGGUAUCAGCGUUGGGAGUUUAGGGAGAUAUCCAAAUGAGAAAGAUGUGAAGGGACUGGUGGUUAGGGAUUGCAAGAUGAGCGGUACGACGAAUGGGAUAAGGAUCAAAACAUGGGCUGAUUCUCCUGGUCUAAGUGCAGCUACCAACAUGACUUUUCAGAACAUUAUGAUGGACAAUGUGACUAAUCCUAUCAUCAUUGAUCAGUCUUAUUGUCCUUUCUCUUCUUGCACUUCAAAUGUACCGUCGAAGGUGAAGCUGAGUGAGAUAUACUUCAAGAACAUAAGAGGAACAUCAUCGUCGAGGGUCGCGGUGCAGCUGCAUUGUAGCAGAGGAAUGCCAUGUAAGAAAGUGUACUUGGAGAAUGUUCAUCUUUCUCUUUCUUCUUCUGGUGGAGGAAGAGGAGAAAAACAGAGCAGAAACAGAGGAAGUGAAGCUGUAUCUUCUUCUUGUAGAAACAUGGAAUGCGAAAUCAUUGGGAGGAGAUGGUUCAUGUCAAGAGCACCAACUAACAAUUUCCGGUUAAGGACACAUCAUCUUUACUUGUUCCCUGAGAUAUUGCUCCCUCCGAUCCCUAAGAUGGAAGUAGAAUCAGAAACUCAAGAACUCCAUAUCCACGUCAAUGGAGAACCUGCAAGAAAAUUUUCAACAGAACAGAGAAGUCACAACUACUCAUGGAGGUUAAGAGUGUCUCUCUAUGUCACUCUCCUCUUAGCUGGUGAGACAAUAGCCACUCUCUUAGGUAGACUUUACUACGACAAAGGCGGCAACAGUACAUGGCUUGAGACUUUGGUUCAGCUUGUUGGGUUUCCUUUAACCUUACCUUGUUACUAUUACAUAAAAGCUGAACCUUCCAAGACUAAAACCAUAAACAAAAAAACUACUUCUUCUUUCUUGACACUGUCUUUAGUGUACGUUGGACUUGGCUUGCUUGCUGCUGGACACAGUGUUCUAUACUCCUUUGGAUUACUCUACCUUCCUGUGUCAACUUUCUCUUUGAUCUCUGCUUCACAACUGGCCUUUAAUGCCGUCUUCUCUUACUUCCUAAACUCCCAAAAAUUCACACCCUUUAUACUCAACUCACUUGUUCUCUUGACCACAUCUUCUGCACUUCUUGUCAUCCAAGAAGAGCCUGAAUCUUCUACUUCGAAGUCAUUACCAAAGUCCAAUUACGUGAUUGGAUACAUCUGCGCCAUCGGUAGCUCAGCUGGUUACUCACUGGUUCUUUCUUUAACAGAUUACGCGUUCAGAAAGAUUCUAAAGAAGUACACUUUCAAGGCGAUUUUAGAUAUGGUCACAUAUCAGUCUCUUGUAGCUACUUGUGCAGUUGUGGUUGGACUUUUUGGAAGUGGUGGGUGGAGAAUGUUGAGGACAGAGAUGGAAGAGUUUGGUCUCGGGAAAAGCUAUUACCUUUUGAUAACUAUUGGUGCGACGAUAUCGUGGCAAGCUUGUUCGUUUGGUAGUGUGGGUUUGAUACUUGAAGUUUCGUCGCUUUUCUCAAACGUUAUAAGCACUCUUUGUUUACCCGUUGUUCCAGUUCUUGCUGUUGUGUUCUUCCGAGAUGAGAUGAGUGGAAUCAAGUUGGUUGCAAUGCUUAUGGCCAUUUGGGGAUUUGUUUCUUAUGCUUACCAGCAUUAUGUUGAUGAUCGAAAACUAGAAGAAGAGAAAAAGCUUACUCAACCUGAAGAAGAAGAAGAACUACAAGAAGAUAAUAGUAACAUCCAGGCUUAGACAAAGAUCCAAGAACAAAAGGUGGAUUUAUGAUUGAGGAAUAUAGGAAGAUAUUUGUGGACCUUUUUUUACUUUUGUGUUAAUAAGAUAUAUAUAUAUGCCAGAACAACUCUACUGGAAUAAAUGAUAUCGAUCUCUGUAGCAAAAAAAAAAUUGAUUUAUAUAUAAAUCCAAGUCGUAGAGGAAAGAAAGAGAGAUGGAUUCUAAAGUUUUUAUAGACUAAUUCGUGAUUUGUAAUAUACUUUCGUUGAUUAAGAAUAUCACUUUACGUUUUUGUU